Sitophilus oryzae (rice weevil) is the source of this 1528-nucleotide messenger RNA. Its product is annotated as sodium channel protein Nach-like. The record is from RefSeq and is a predicted model, not a curated record. Gene Ontology annotation, cellular component: membrane. The transcript has 9 exons. Gene Ontology annotation, biological process: sodium ion transmembrane transport. The coding region runs from base 59 to 1504 and encodes 481 amino acids. Gene Ontology annotation, molecular function: ligand-gated sodium channel activity. Lineage: Eukaryota; Metazoa; Arthropoda; Insecta; Coleoptera; Curculionidae.
CAUUUGUUACUAAUUCAGUCUGCAUUAAGAGUUCAAAAGGUCACAAAAGGGUCCGACAAUGUCAAAAGUUCUUAAAAACAUUAAAGACCUUUUUAAAAACACUAGCAUUGAGGGUCUUAAAUUCUGCAUCUUUUCUAAAAAUCUGUAUGAACGACUUUUUUGGACUUUGGUGGUUAUAUGCACUCUAGCGUGCUCUGGAUAUGUGACGGCUUUAUUCUGGAACAGAUACGUCAGUAAUCCAAAACGAAUAACUUUAAAAACUGGUUUUGCUUCGCCACUUACUGUCCCAUUUCCUGGCGUGACCAUAUGUAACUUCAACGUGGCUCUUGUCAGCAAAAUUAACAACUUUCUGAAUAAACUAGAUGGCACACCCGAAGAACUAAACAUAGUUAAUGAGACUUUAUCAAAAUGGGUUGCUGUUGAAGUUAUAACUCAAACUACGUCUCAGAUCAACAGUACUAAUCUUGAAUUAAUUCAAAAUAUUCUCGAUAAGAAUGAUUAUAAUGAAAUGAGAAGUAUACUGAGACAGGUUACACAAACAUGCGACGAACUAUUAAUAAAAUGUUCCUGGAACAAGAAACCUAUAAAAUGUAACAAAAUAUUUGAAGAAAUUUAUAUAGGGUCAGGUCGAUGCUGCAGCUUCAACUAUGUCCCAGAAACAUCCAAUAGGAAACCAGUUCACACUAGCAAAAUCGGAUUAUUUACUGGUUUAAAAGUGUGGAUAAAACCAGAGUAUAACACAAGAGAUUUUGCAGGAGUUGGGGUGAUUUUCCAUGAUCCAAAGGAUUUUCCUUACAAAACUGAAGCGAGAAAAACAUUAUCCCUAGGAACCCUAAAUUAUGUUCACGUAGAAGCUUCUAGAAAAGGGUGCAGUUCAACAGUAAAGAGUUUACCUAUAUCUCAACGCCAGUGUAUCUAUGAAGACGAGAAAAAGAUAGAUUUCUUUCGAAAAUACUCUAUAACGAACUGCUUCAUUGCAUGCAAAGCUGAAGUAUUUUUCAAGGAGUGCCACUGUAUCCCUCAUUUCUUUGGAUUUGGUCAUGAUAAGCCAGUUUGCACUGUUGAAAAACUAUCUUGUAUCGAAGAGAAUAACAAUGUACUCAAACAUAAUUGUGAUUGCCCUGCCGAAUGUGAAUUUGAUGUUUACAAAGUUGUUGCUUCUUCUACUAAAAUUUUACCUACUAAUAAUACAAUAGAAAAUAUGGGUGAUUUAGUAUUCAUCAAUAUUUUUUUCAACAUACAUCACCGUAUAUGGAUGACUGAUACAAUUAAUACAAGUAUUUAUUUGUGGUCUUCUUUUGGAGGUAUCUACAGCUUAUUCUUAGGCUGUAGCUUCAUAAGUAUUAUUGAAGUGUUUUACUACAUGGUUGGUAAAUCAAUCGAUCUUAAUAUGAUGACUGACCAACAAAAAAAGCUAAUGCCUACAAGAAACAAAAUACAAAUCCAAACCUUCAAGAUUGAGAAACAACCGUCUAAAUAUCCUGAUAUUCCAUUUACUAACUAACUUCUUAAAAGUACACUUCCUUAC